Oncorhynchus masou masou (cherry salmon) is the source of this 1149-nucleotide messenger RNA. RefSeq names its product proline-rich protein 2-like. The transcript has a single exon. The record is from RefSeq and is a predicted model, not a curated record. Bases 1 to 1149 code for a protein of 382 amino acids. Lineage: Eukaryota; Metazoa; Chordata; Actinopteri; Salmoniformes; Salmonidae.
AUGGAGUUCCCCGUCCUCUCUGUUGCCACAGCCGGUAUCCCCCACAGAGGAUGCCACAGCCGGUAUACCCCACAGAGGUUGCCACAGCCAUUAUCCCCCACAGAGGUUGCCACAGCCGGUAUCCCCCACAGAGGUUACCCCAGCCGGUAUCCCCCACAGAGGUUGCCACAGCCAGUAUCCCCCACAGAGGUUGCCACAGCCGAUAUCCCCCACAGAGGUUACCCCAGCCGGUAUCCCCCACAGAGGUUGCCACAGCCAUUAUCCCCCACAGAGGUUGCCACAGCCGGUAUCCCCCACAGAGGUUACCCCAGCCGGUAUCCCCCACAGAGGUUGCCACAGCCAUUAUCCCCCACAGAGGUUGCCACAGCCGGUAUCCCCCACAGAGGUUGCCACAGCCGGUAUCCCCCACAGAGCUUACCACAGUCAGUUACCCCCACAGAGGAUGCCACAGCCGGCAUCCCCCACAGAGGUUGCCACAGCCGGAUUCCCCCACAGAGGAGGCCACAGCCGGUAUCCCCCACGGAGGUUGCCACAAACGGUAUCCCCCACAGAGGUUGCCACAGCCGGUAUCCCCCACAGAGGUUGCCACAGCCGGUAUCCCCCACAGAGGUUGCCACAGCCGGUGUCCCCCACAGAGGUUGCCACAGCCGGUGUCCCCCACAGAGGAUGCCACAGCCGGUAUCCCCCACAGAGGUUAUCCCAGCCGGUAUCCCCCACAGAGGUUAUCCCAGCCAUUAUCCCCCACAGAGGUUGCCACAGCCGGUAUCCCCCACAGAGCUUACCACAGUCAGUUACCCCCACAGAGGAUGCCACAGCCGGCAUCCCCCACAGAGGUUGCCACAGCCGGAUUCCCCCACAGAGGAGGCCACAGCCGGUGUCCCCCACAGAGGUUACCCCAGCCGGUGUCUCCCACAGAGGAUGCCACAGCCGGUAUCCCCCACAGAGGAUGCCACAGCCGGUAUCCCCCACAGAGGUUGCCACAGCCAGUGUCCCCCACAGAGGAUGCCACAGCCAGUGUCCCCCACAGAGGUUGCCACAAACGGUAUCCCCCACAGAGGGCAACUACACAAUAAGGGCUCUGAUACCUCACAGAUCCACUGUGCAUCUGCCAUCAGAUCCAGUGCGUUGGUCAACAUUCAGAGGGGAUGA